This is a messenger RNA of Polistes dominula (European paper wasp), 439 nucleotides long. RefSeq lists its product as uncharacterized. Gene Ontology annotation, cellular component: nucleus. Lineage: Eukaryota; Metazoa; Arthropoda; Insecta; Hymenoptera; Vespidae. Gene Ontology annotation, biological process: regulation of DNA-templated transcription. Gene Ontology annotation, molecular function: DNA-binding transcription factor activity, RNA polymerase II-specific; RNA polymerase II transcription regulatory region sequence-specific DNA binding. The record is from RefSeq and is a predicted model, not a curated record.
AACUUGCGGAAAGCCUUCUUCGAGAAGUUACCACAAAAAUGGAAACAAAUACUCAUAGAUCAGAUGAACAAGUUUCGGCCGAAGGAAAUACCAUUAAAAAAUCUGACAAUUCAGAAAGAAUGGUGGGGGAGACAUCAAAAAAUGUGGAAACCGAUACAAUCGAUGAUAGAAACUUAAAUAGUAAUAAUUCUUGGCGUUCUAACUGUAGUUCAGAUGUUGUACGAAUUGUUCCGGAUAAUUCACGAAUAACAACACCGAUUGUUAUUAAAAAUGAGAUAGAUGUUAAACAAGACUUGGAUAUAAAUGAUAUGGAAAUAGUAUAUGGUACCUAUGACGAAACUACCAAUUCUAUAACCGUUAUUUAUCCCGGUCAAGGAGAUAAUAUAGCCUACAAGAAUGCGUAGAAGAAAUAAGUAGUUGUGAUAAUGCUUAUCAUGUC